GCUGGGGCGGGGUCGGGCGCUCUAUAAGUGGUCGAUAGGCGGGCGCUCCGCCCUAGACUCUAAGGAUCAUGUCUGCGAGCCAGGAUUCUCGAUCCAGGGACAAUGGCCCCGACGGGAUGGAGCCUGAAGGCGUCAUCGAGAGUAACUGGAAUGAGAUCGUGGAUAGCUUCGAUGACAUGAACCUCUCAGAAUCCCUCCUCCGUGGUAUUUAUGCCUAUGGUUUUGAGAAGCCCUCUGCCAUCCAGCAGCGAGCUAUUCUUCCUUGUAUCAAGGGUUAUGACGUGAUUGCUCAAGCCCAGUCUGGGACUGGGAAAACGGCUACAUUUGCCAUAUCAAUCCUGCAACAGAUUGAGUUAGACCUAAAGGCCACUCAGGCUUUGGUUCUGGCGCCCACUCGUGAAUUGGCUCAGCAGAUACAAAAGGUGGUCAUGGCGUUAGGAGACUACAUGGGCGCCUCUUGUCAUGCCUGCAUUGGGGGCACCAAUGUGCGCGCUGAGGUGCAGAAGCUGCAAAUGGAGGCUCCCCAUAUCAUCGUGGGCACCCCUGGCCGGGUGUUCGACAUGCUUAACCGGAGAUACCUGUCCCCCAAAUACAUCAAGAUGUUUGUGCUGGAUGAAGCAGAUGAAAUGUUAAGCCGUGGGUUCAAGGACCAGAUCUAUGAUAUAUUCCAAAAGCUUAACAGUAACACACAGGUAGUUUUGUUGUCUGCUACAAUGCCUUCUGAUGUCCUUGAGGUGACCAAGAAGUUCAUGAGAGACCCCAUUCGGAUUCUUGUCAAGAAGGAAGAGCUGACUCUGGAGGGUAUCCGCCAGUUCUACAUCAAUGUGGAACGAGAGGAGUGGAAGCUCGACACGCUGUGCGACUUGUAUGAGACGCUCACCAUCACCCAGGCGGUAAUCUUCAUCAACACCAGAAGGAAGGUGGACUGGCUCACUGAGAAGAUGCAUGCCAGGGAUUUCACUGUGUCUGCCAUGCAUGGAGAUAUGGACCAAAAAGAACGAGAUGUGAUCAUGAGAGAGUUCCGGUCUGGUUCCAGCAGAGUAUUAAUUACCACUGACCUGUUGGCCCGUGGCAUCGAUGUGCAGCAGGUCUCCUUAGUCAUCAACUACGACCUUCCCACCAACCGGGAGAACUACAUCCACAGAAUUGGUCGAGGCGGCCGGUUCGGCCGUAAGGGUGUGGCUAUUAACAUGGUGACAGAGGAAGACAAGAGGACCCUUCGAGACAUCGAGACUUUCUACAACACCUCCAUUGAAGAGAUGCCCCUCAAUGUUGCUGACCUCAUUUGAGGGGCUGGCCUGCAACCUGGCACUAGCCAGGAUUCAGUCCUGGGGGGCUGAGGAACAGCUGGAGGGGGGGGGAAGGGAGCCAAGGGAUGGACAUCUUGUUUUUGUUUUUUGUUUUUUCUCUCUCUCUCUUUGAAUAAAUGUCACUUUUUGAGGCAAAAAGGAGCCGUUGAACAUUUUAGACACCCUUUUCUUUGGGGUAGGCUCUGCCCCAGGCGCCGUCUCCCCUUCCCCCCCAAAACACUAAACCAUUUCCCUUAACCCAGUCACCUGAUUCUAAAGGGUUUCCUACCCCAGCCCAGUGAGUCAAGGGGCUAAAACAUGUCUGGCCUCAUCUGCUGGACCAAAUCUACAGGGAGAAGCCCUGAAUGAGGUGGUCCAGGGAAUUGUCCCCAGGUUAGGGGCCAGGGGAGAGAAAGUGGUAGCCAUUUUUACAUUGUUUUGUAUAGUAUUUAUUGAUUCAGGAAACAAACACAAAAAUUCUGAAUAAAAUUACUUGGAAACUGCC
Molecule: messenger RNA, 1794 nt
Organism: Psammomys obesus (fat sand rat)
Lineage: Eukaryota; Metazoa; Chordata; Mammalia; Rodentia; Muridae
Gene: Eif4a1
Product: eukaryotic translation initiation factor 4A1
Exons: 11
Coding region: 69-1289 (406 amino acids)
Biological process (GO): cytoplasmic translational initiation
Cellular component (GO): cytoplasmic stress granule
Molecular function (GO): translation initiation factor activity; ATP binding; RNA helicase activity
Source: RefSeq, a predicted model, not a curated record